CUGCACUUAAAUUCAUCUGGCUUUGGUCCUUCGAUUCUCUCCGCUCCUCUCUGCCGCCUCUGCCGUCGUCCAGUACAGUCCUCCGUCUUCUCCCUACAGAUCUCCCUCCGGUAAUUGCACAUUGGAAAGGCUAUCAAGUUUUCUUCCCAAAACCUCUCUGAAGAAAACUGGAGAGAAGUUGCUGCUCAAGCAAGAAAAAGUUCUGCAUGCCCUCUUGAAAGCUCUGCAAUGUCAGGGUUGCUUAAUUCAUCUUUGAAUGGUUCAUCUUCAAACCUUUCCGACAACUCUGGGCGCUCUUACACAUCUUUUUCUGGUCAAUCUGGUGCAGCAUCCCCUGCUUAUCAUCAUUCUGGAAGUGUGCAGGGACUGCACAAUAUUCAUGGGAGUUUCAACGUUCCCAGCAUGCCAGGUACACUUGGAUCAAGGAACACAAGCAUAAAUAUGCCUUCAAGCAGUGUCCAACAGUCUGGGAACAAUCUUUCUAGUGGCCGUUUUGCAUCAAACAAUCUGCCAGUUGGUCUUUCACAGAUAUCUCACGGAAGUUCACAUGCUCAUACAGGGAUGACAAGUAGAGGUGGUUUAAGUGUUAUGGGGAAUACAGGAUAUAGUAGCAAUACAAAUGGGGUUGGUGGUUCGAUUCCCGGAAUCCUUCCAACAUCAGGUGCUAUUGGCAAUCGAAAUGCAGUUCCUGGACUUGGGGUGUCUCCAGUGCCUAGGAUGUCAAGCUCAGUUGGAAAUAUAGUCGGUGGUGGUAACAUGGGAAGAAACAUUAGCUCUGGUGUACUGUCUGUUCCUGGGCUGGCAUCUCGUUUGAAUUUGAAUUCUAACAGUGGUUCUGGAAACUUGAACAUUCAAGGCUCAAAUAGGCUUAUGACUGGUUCUCUUCAACAUCCUUCUCCACAAGUUAUGUCUAUGUUAGGAAAUUCAUAUCCUUCAGUCGGUGGCCCACUAUCUCAGAAUCACAUCCAUGCAGUCAACAACCUUAACUCUAUGGGAAUGUUGAAUGAUAUAAAUUCAAAUGACAGUGCCCCUUUUGAUAUCAAUGAUUUCCCUCAACUAUCCAGUCGCCCUAGUUCUGCUGGAGGUCCUCAAGGACAAAUAGGCUCAUUGCGAAAACAAGGCCUUGGUCCUAUAGUUCAGCAAAAUCAGGAGUUCAGCAUUCAAAAUGAAGAUUUUCCAGCUUUACCAGGAUUUAAAGGUGGCAGUAGUGAUUACCCUAUGGAUGUACACCAGAAAGAUCAGCUUCAUGAUAAUUCUGUCCCUAUGAUGCAACAACAAUUUUCUAUGGGAAGAUCUGGUAGUUUUAACAUGGGAGGAGCAUAUUCAUCUCAUCGCCCACAACAGCAUUCAUCGGUAGUGAGCAGUAGUGGCGUGUCAUAUUCAAAUGUAAAUAACCAAGAUCUUCUUCACACACAUGGUUCAGAUGUCUUUCAACCGUCACAUUCAACGUUUCACCAGCAGGUGGGUGCAUCCUCUAGCUUGGGAUUGAGACCUCUGAACUCUCCAAACUCUGCUUCUGGAAUCAGUUCAUCAUAUGAGCAGUUAGUCCAGCAAUAUCAGCUGCAUCAGAAUCAACCCCACCAAUUCCGUCUUCAACAACAGAUGUCUGCCGUAGGUCAGACCUACAGGGAAGACCAGGUCAUAAAGCCCUUAGUUGCUCCAGACCCAUAUGGCUUGCUUGGGUUGUUAAGUGUGAUAAGGAUGAGUGAUCCCAACCUUUCUUCCCUUGCACUUGGGAUUGACCUAACAACGCUGGGGUUGAACUUGAACUCCGCUGAGAAUCUGCACAAGACAUUUGGUUCACCAUGGUCAGAUGAGCCUAUCAAGGGUGACCCGGAGUUUAAUGUCCCUCAAUGUUAUUAUGCCAAACAAUCGCCACCACUAAAUCAAGCGUACUUUAAAAAGUUUCAGUUGGAUACUUUGUUUUAUAUAUUUUACAGCAUGCCAAAAGACGAGGCACAGCUAUAUGCCGCAAAUGAAUUGUACAACAGAAACUGGUUUUAUCAUAGAGAGCAUCGGUUGUGGUUGUUGAGGUUAAGCAACGCGGACCUUCUUGUUAAGACCAAUACAUACGAGAGAGGAUCUUAUAUUUGUUUUGACCCAAACACAUGGGAAACUGUUCGUAAGGAUAAUUUCGUGCUACAAUAUGAGAUGGUGGAAAAGAGACCACCUCUUCCUCAACAUUAACCCUCCAUGUACUUGGGUGUAAAUUCUGUAACCGGGUAGUUCCUUACCAGUAGUUGUCCAGUUUAUCAGUUUUUUUUAGCAAUCUUUUCCAUCAUUGUAGAUUCUGUAUUGAUAAUGUCAACUGUCAAUUAGUUCAAGAAUAUGGUUUACAGUGCGUUCAUCAACUCUAGUAUUCAUCACAACCCAUUUGUUCUUAUUAGUAGUAAAACCCGGGUUUCCCCUUAUUAAUCCCCUG
Cuscuta campestris is the source of this 2422-nucleotide messenger RNA. The record is from the annotation of a GenBank genome assembly. NCBI's taxonomy places the organism in Eukaryota, Viridiplantae, Streptophyta, Magnoliopsida, Solanales, Convolvulaceae.